Boeremia exigua is the source of this 1834-nucleotide messenger RNA. Its product is annotated as lipid binding protein. The record is from RefSeq and is a predicted model, not a curated record. Gene Ontology annotation, molecular function: phosphatidylinositol binding. Gene Ontology annotation, biological process: autophagy; cytoplasm to vacuole targeting by the Cvt pathway. Lineage: Eukaryota; Fungi; Ascomycota; Dothideomycetes; Pleosporales; Didymellaceae. Gene Ontology annotation, cellular component: phagophore assembly site. The coding region runs from base 57 to 1580 and encodes 507 amino acids. The transcript is spliced from 2 exons.
AUAAUGCGUUGUUUACAUCAAACUAUCACUUUUGCAACAUCUUCUACACACCCAGCAUGAAGUUCGAUCCGCACGGUUUUGCGAAGCACGGGCGCGCGUUUCGGUCGACGGAGCUGUGGCGCGGGGCUGGAGAUGAGCUUAGCCAAACCACAGUGUCGUCACCGCCGGCGCCAGCCUCGACUCCACCGACCCCAAGCUCGACCCUAGAUCCAACGACCUUUGAGGAAAUCUGGAGCGAUAGCGCCUCUGAGCACUCGGACGACUGGUCAGACGUUGCAGACCAUCUUCACGCCCUUCAAAACCCCCCGUCUGCCCUCGACGCCCGCGCAAUGGCGGAGGAUUUCAGCGAAGGGCGCCUAGAGACGCUCGUCGGCAGCCCGCAGAAGGAGCUGGCAGGCACCCAGAACGCCUAUGUCUCCUACCUGGUCUCUACAAAGUCCGACUACCAGUCCUUCCAGAAGCCCGAUUUCUCCGUCCGCCGCCGCUUCACCGACUUCGUCUUCCUCUGGAAACAGCUCUCGAAAGAGUACCCGCAAUGCGCCGUCCCCCCGCUGCCCGACAAGCACAAGAUGGAGUAUGUCCGCGGAGACCGCUUCGGUCCGGACUUCACUCAACGGCGCGCACACUCCCUGCACCGCUUCCUGAAGCGGUUAUCGCUGCACCCCGUGCUGCGGAGGGCCAUGCUCCUGAUCACCUUCCUUGAGAGCCCGGACUGGAACCAGCACAUGAAGGGGAGGUCGUCCAGAGCUGCAAGCGGGUCGGAGCCUAGCGGCGGCCUUGUCGACGCAAUUGCAGAGAGCCUCGUCAACACCUUCACCAAAGUCCACAAGCCAGACAAGCGCUUCAUUGAAGUCAGUGAACGAGCUGGCAAGCUCACCGAGGAUCUGAACAACGUCGAGAAGGUUACUGUUCGCGUAGCUAGGCGGCAGGCCGACCUCGAGCAAGACUACGCCGACCUCGCGACGCAAUGCCAGAAGCUAACGACCCUCGAACCAGCGGUCGAGAGCACCCUGACAUCGUUUGCAGCCUCUGUCACCACGACAUCACAGGGCUUCAAAUCCAUCAAAGAGCACACAGACCAAAACUACCUCACCUCCCUUCGCGACAUGGACGCUUACAUCCUCGCCCUCCGCAACCUCCUGCGCACACGAGAAGGCAAACAGCUCGACUUCGAGGCCCUCUCCGAAUACCUUGCCAAAUCCGCUGCCGACCGCGACUCGCUCGCCUCGCAGCACGGUGCUGGCUUGGGCGCCUCGGGUUUCCUGCGCAGCAAGGUCGAGGACUUCCGCGGCAUUGACCACGACCAAGCGCGGCGCCAGCGUGUGCGCAAACUCGAGGUCGAGAUCGAGCGCCUGACGGGCGAGGUAGAGAACAGCAAGAAGGCCACCGAGGCUUUCGAUGAGCAUACUGUCAAGGAGGUCGCGGACUUCGAGAGGAUCAAGGCAGUCGAGUUCAAAGAUACUCUCGGCGAUUUGGCUGAUGCGCAUGUCAAUUUCUUCCAGGGGACUAUCGAGACGUGGGAGAAGUUCUUGGAGGACAUGCGGAAGGAAGAGGAUGAGCGGAAGGCUGUUGCAUCGUAGGCUGGUGCUGCAGUUGUUUUUUUGGAUGGCUGUGGUGGGGAAACUCGAAUGGAGGAUGGCUGUCCAGAUGGGGUUGCGACGCUUGACGCUCCGCGAGAGGCGCCCGUCGAUGUGGAAUUGGAGUUUACGGGCUUGCUGGAGUCUUUCCAGAGACAGUACCAGUGAGCCGCGGGGGCAAUAUUGGGUGGGACUGGGCUGAUCGAUAGAUCAUUAAUUUACGAAUCACGUUCAACAUCGACCUCGUUGAAGAUGAC